GCACUUUUUAACUGAUUUUGCAGUCCUAUACAUGUGUAAAAACUUCUGCUUUUGGCUUUCUAUGGCCUUGGGGAACUCCACAUCACACAUGUUACCACAAGUUUUAUGCUGUUAGGUGCAGCUGGUGUGCCUAAAGAUCUUCAAUGAAAGGCUGCAACAUUCCUCUCCAUAAGUUACCAUUUGUUGUUUCUCAGAAAUUUGUGGCUUUGGUUUCUCUCAUCAACUGAGGAGAAGCAAAAGUCUGAGAAAUGGAUGAGAAGGAGGACUCAGGGUCAUGUUUGGUUGUUUCUGAAGAGAAGAGUGAUAGAUUGUAUCCAAUGUAUUUUGGUGUUUCUUUUGCUUUCUUUGCUUUAAGGCUUCUGUCAAGUUCUGAUAAGGAAGAUGAGAAAUGGUCUGAGUUGCAUGAUAAAAUGCUUCAAGGAAGUGCUCAACUGUUGGGUUUGCUUGUGUGGAGAGUCCAGAGAGAGGGGGCUGUUGGGGACAAAUGUGAGGUUCUGCAUAAGCUUGAGACGGCUGAGAAAGAGAUUGCAGAGUUGAGGAAGUUGAGAAGCGAAGACGCCAAAGCUAAUGAGAAGGUUGUUAGCAUCUUUGCAACGCAAGAGCAGACGUGGUUUAAUGAGAGGAAGAAGCUCCAGCAACAUAUUGGAGCUCUUAUUAAUGAAUUGAGGGUGUUUGAGAAAAAGAGAGAUGAAGCUGUUUCGGAGUUGAAUAAAAGAUUGAAGGAAACUGAGAUUUUGGUGGCGUCGAAGGAUAAGGUAUUGGAGGAAGAGGAACAGAAAAGGAAGGAGGUUGAAGAGAAGCUAACAAAAGCGGAAAGUAUUGCAGAAGAAUUGAGAGAGGCUGCAAAGCAAGAAGCUCAAGAUCAUUCUACUGAGAUUUGGAAGCACAAAACUGCUUUUAUUGAACUUGUGUCGAACCAACGGCAACUUGAAGCAGAACUGGGCCGAGCACUUAGGCAAGUUGAAGCUGCAAAACAAGAGCUUGGUUCAGUCUUGGUGCAGAAGGACGAGUCAGUCUUGUUGGCUCAAAAACUGUCAAUGGAAAUUCUAAAGAUGCGCAAGGAUUUGGACCAGAAAGAUAAGGUUUUGUCAGCAAUGCUGAGGAAAUCUAAAUUGGAUACAAAUGAGAAGCAAAUGCUUCUAAAGGAGGUUAAAUUAUCAAAAGCGAAGAAGAAGCAAGCUGAACUGGAAACGGUAAAAUGGAAGAUAGCAUCCGAGUCCAUAAAUGAGAGACAUUCAUUGAGAAGUAUGUUUGUGAAUCAAGUCAAUUCAAGAUUAGAUGCUUCCUUUGGUGCAAGAGGAACAUCACAGACUGGAAAGACCAGACAAGAGCCUACUGAGUAUGUUCUUGAGCAUCCUGAGCUGAAAAAGGACCUCGGUGUUUUCUCGCCGCUUUCUGAUUACUAUUCAGCAGAAGGAAGUGAGGAAUUAGUCAUGGCAACAGAUGUCAAAAGAUUGGAAGGUUGGGUUCGCUCGGAAGCAGAAAAGCAUGCAACUGUAAUUGAGAAGAGGCAUCACUUGGAACUAGAGGCUUUUGCAGAACAAUUGAGAAUGAAUGAUGAAAAAUCAGAAGGUUUUCGUUGGCGGUUGCUGAGUAUGGAAAUUGAAUCAAAGCGGCUGCGGUCCCACUUUGAAGAACUGAACCAGGAGAUAUCACAUCUCAGGCAUAACAAUAUGAAAUUGGAAGCCAUAUUAUUGGAGCGGGAAGAAGAAUUAAGUUCUCUGAAAGAGCAAUUUUUGUUGAAGUUAAAAUCUUUUAAUUGUCAGAAGAACAACAUAAACUCAUCUCUAGAUGAUCCAGCCAUAACCCAUGAUGCCAUUGGUUCCAAAGUCAAGAUCACAAAGAGAAGACCAGCAGAGAAGGAGCAAGAAACAAAAAAAACUUCAGUGGAAAGGCCUCAAGAGAAAGACAUAGAGGUAAAAGACGAAAACCCAUCUCACAGCAAGUUCAAAACUGUGACAGUCCAAUCUCCUGAAAAAGAGUUUGAAAAAGAUAAGGAUGCAACAAUCCAUAGUCCUAUUCAAGAGGAAACUGUGAGUCAGGUGGAGGUUGACACAGCUGAAAAGUUAGCAUCAUCUAACCAGUCCUUGAGCAAGACCAACAGUUCUCCAUGGAGGAUGGACCUUCAUGCUCUUGGAGUUUCUUACAAGAUCAAGAGAUUGAAGCAACAACUUCUUAUGCUUGAGAGGUUGACAGGAAAAACUGGCGAAGAUACAGAAAGUAAUGACAAUGGAAUGAAGGGUUUGCUAGUGUUGAUGUCUUUGGUAAAUAAACAAGUCAGCAGGUAUCAGUCCCUCCAAGGGAAGACCGAUGAUCUCUGUAAGCGUAUGCAUGAGACUGAUCUAGACAUGAGUCAAGGGGAUUCGAGUACUGCAAGGAGGAAAGGAGAAACUAAAACACUAGAGCAUCUCCUCGAGGAAACGUUUCAGCUACAGCGAUACAUAGUUGCAACAGGACAGAAGUUGAUGGAAGUUCAAUCCAAGAUUGCUUCUGGUUUUGUGGAGUUCACAGAAGAACUUGGCAAGACUGCCAGCUUAGACAAGAAGCGCUUUGCUGAUAAUCUAAGAACUCUCUUUCAGGAGGUCCAAAGAGGUCUUGAAGUUCGGAUAUCUCGAAUCAUUGGAGACCUUGAAGGAACUCUGGCUUGUGAGGGGAUGCUUCAUUUGAGAAGGUAAUUGUGAAUGCAAUAGGCCUGAAAUCAGGCCAAAUAAGAGUUAGAAUGGCAUGAUUCAUGAUUGUGCUGAUUUCUGUAGUUAUUUUUGUAUAGAAAUAAUAUAGUUAAAAUAAUUUUAAUGCAAUAGAAA
This is a messenger RNA of Pistacia vera, 2804 nucleotides long. Its product is annotated as kinectin. The transcript is spliced from 4 exons. The coding region runs from base 249 to 2675 and encodes 808 amino acids. NCBI's taxonomy places the organism in Eukaryota, Viridiplantae, Streptophyta, Magnoliopsida, Sapindales, Anacardiaceae. The record is from RefSeq and is a predicted model, not a curated record.